AAAGUUGCAGCCAGCAUGGAGAAAAUGGAAAUUCAAGACAAGAAAAAGGCACGAUCUUAAUUCCUUCAAUUUUUCCACUAUCAGAUUUUCAAUGUCUUCUAUGCUAGCCAGAAUUUCCAUUUACCGUGUAUCCAAGAAACUACUGGGCAGAAUUGUCAAAACUAUGAGCACUGUUCCGGAGGAAGUAGGAACCAACGUAGGUGAUGCUCCACAGGUGAAAAAAGCUCCCAAAGACAAGAAAAAAAAGAAGGCUGGCGCUAGUGAGACUGGACACCCAGUUGAGUUGAGUCCAUGGCCUGAUUAUAUACAGUCACGUAUUGAAAUGUUUGAGAAACUCAAGUCUGAGUAUAAUGAUGAAAUAUCAGCCAAAGAAAAGACUCCUAUUAAAGUAACCUUACCUGAUGGUAAGGAAGUAGAUGCACAGGCGUGGCUGACCACUCCAUAUAUGGUAGCACAAGGUAUCAGUCAAGGCCUUGCUGAUAACACUGUUAUUGGUAAAGUGAAUGGUGUUUUAUGGGAUUUAGAUCGACCUUUAGAAGAAAACUGUUCUUUACAAUUGCUGAAGUUUGAUGAUGAUGAAGGACAGCAGGUUUUCUGGCACUCCAGUGCUCACAUGUUGGGAGAAGCUAUGGAGCGACACUAUGGUGGAUGUCUGUGUUAUGGUCCACCAAUAGAAACUGGAUUCUUUUAUGACAUGUAUUUGGAAGGAAGACAAGUUUCUAGUAAUGACUUUCCUAAUCUGAUGCAAGUUGUCAAGAAAAUUCAGAAAGACAAACAACCAUUCGAGAGAUUGGAGAUGAAGAAGGAAGAUUUGUUAAAAAUGUUUGAGUAUAAUCAAUUCAAAGUGCGAAUCUUGAAUGAGAAGGUUACCACGCCAACUACCACUGUGUACAGGUGUGGGCCGCUCAUAGAUCUGUGUCGUGGUCCCCAUGUAAGGCAUACUGGGAAAGUCAAGGCAUUGGAGGUUGUCAAGAACUCUGCAACUUAUUGGGAAGGCAAGGCAGAUGCUGAAUCCCUUCAAAGAAUAUAUGGAAUCUCUUUCCCUGAUACUAAACAGCUGAAGGAAUGGAAGCAUUUCCAGGAGGAGGCAGCUAAGAGAGACCACCGGAAGAUUGGACGUGACCAGGAAUUGUACUUCUUUCAUGAACUCAGUCCAGGCAGCUGUUUUUUUCAUCCCAAAGGAGCUCAUAUCUACAACACACUUAUCAAUUACAUCAAAGUGAGUCAAAAUCUCUGCAUAUUAAUUAACUAUUUUACGAGUACUGUAUUGAACCAAAGUCAUGUUAGUUGUGUUUGUUCUUUCUCUCCAUUACGUGUAACUGUCAUGAAAUGCUCUCAUUUCUUCCAAUCCUGUAGUUUAAUAUUUGACACCAGACCUCGAUCAUGGCGAGAAUUACCAUAUCGUAUGGCUGAUUUUGGUGUUUUGCAUCGUAAUGAGUUGUCGGGAGCACUGACUGGUCUUGUAAGAGUUCGUCGAUUUCAACAGGAUGACGCCCAUAUAUUCUGUAUGUCUGAACAGAUUGUUGAUGAAAUGAAAGGCUGUUUGAAUUUCUUGAAAAGUGUUUACGACACCUUUGGUUUUACUUUCACCCUUGUGUUGUCUACAAGACCUGAAAAAUUCCUUGGUGAAAUUUCAGUCUGGGAUAACGCUGAAAAGAACCAGAUCUUGGUUGUGUAUUGGCAGAUUCAAUUCACUACCCAUGAUGGCACUGAAAAACGUCCUGUUAUCAUUCAUCGUGCAAUUCUGGGUUCAGUGGAAAGGAUGAUAGCUAUAUUGACUGAAAGUUAUGGCGGUAAAUGGCCAUUUUGGCUGUCUCCACGUCAAGCCAUGGUUGUUCCUGUGGGGCCCACUGUGCAUGACUUUGCGGAGGAGGUUAAAGAUGAAAUUUACAAAGCUGGCUUUUUGUGUGAUGUAGAUGUUGAUCCAGGUGAUACAAUGAAUAAAAAAAUACGCAAUGCACAAUUGGCACAGUACAACUUCAUUCUUGUUGUUGGUGAGAAAGAAAAGACCAACAAAACUGUCAAUGUGCGUACUAGAGACAACAAAGUGCAUGGUGAACACUCAGUAUCUGCAAUUAUCGACCGUUUCCAUCAUUUACGUGACAACAAGCAGUUAGACAGUGAAGAAAGUUUUUAAAACCUCAAGUUGUUGCCAUUUCACAUAAUGCAUCUACAAAACCAUUCAUGUCUUUCUGUAGAUCAAUCUGUGCAAAAUUACAAUUUUCUUAUGCAGUCGAAAGAAUUGUCUUUCACAAUAAUGCAACAAAAAAUGGCAGCUAGAAUUAAAGUAACCUACACUACUUGAUCCUAUAAUUGUUAUAGCGCCCUCAAAUGACAGUACUCUGAAAUCAUGUUCAUAUUAGAUUGGAACAGCAGCGUCUAACAAGUUAUCUUUUCAGCAACUUUUUCAUUUAACAGUAUGUACAUUUCUAAUGCAAGCUUAAACCAUUUUGGACCUUAUAUUUUGAAUCAUUUGUAAACAGUAGAUUCUAUAAGUGUUAGAUUAUGAUCAUUCGACUCUCUUAUUCAGUCAGACUUCGCAUACAAAAUGGUUUACUCUCGAUUCCAUCCCAUAAUAGUGUUUAGUGCAUGUAAAUUUAAAACUUGUGUUGUAAUUUAUUUUCAAGACCAUUAGAAACUUGAUUUUAGCCCCACAAGUUUGUUCUUUUAGUAAAAAUAAUGGCCGUUGGUGAUCUAUAAAUUGUGUGCAACAUUUUAGUUACAUUUGUACAUUUUUCACACACUCAAGUAAAUCAAAAAAUAAAUUUAUGAACAAAUAAAUUACCCACUUCCAAAUAUAUUUAUGUGGAAAUAUCAAAUUCAGUCAAAAAUAUUGAAACAAUCUUUAUCUGCUAUCGACUUAUAGCUUAUACUAUGUACUGUGGCACAUGUAGCAAAACAGGAUUGCACUCCAUUGAUAUUUGGUCAUAAAAAUUCCACUGGAGUUGCAUGGAAAUUGUAGAAAUCAUUAAUUUCAAUAACUGCAAAUCUACAAAAUUGGCCAAUCGGGAACACAAAUACAUUAUUGUAUGGAUAAUUUAUAAAUUUCGGAAUGAGGAAAACAGCAGUGCCAAGUAAUUCUGAAGAUAGACACAGUUACUGAAUAGCUAUGAGAAGGACAUGUCCUAAGAAAGAAAAUUUUUUUUUAGUGAUGAAUGUUAAGGAUCAAAACUAUCUACAUUAAUAUCACAAUGAUUUAGACCUGAUGUAACACAAGAUUCGGGUAGCAUCAACUUAGCAUUUGGAUUUGAACUUGACACGCAUUGACAAUGAACUGUUCUGUAUUCUAGAUGGCAUCUAGGGAAAAACAAAUUUUGUGAAAAUAAAUCUCUUGAAUUCUAAAAUUGUUCUCUCGCCAAAACAAGUUUUUACAGUAGUGUCACAAUGAUACAUUAUUUCAUAUUUCUGUAAAUCGUCUCACAAUAUUAAUAAACUUACAACUU
Saccoglossus kowalevskii is the source of this 3443-nucleotide messenger RNA. RefSeq names its product threonine--tRNA ligase 1, cytoplasmic-like. Lineage: Eukaryota; Metazoa; Hemichordata; Enteropneusta; Harrimaniidae. Gene Ontology annotation, molecular function: ATP binding; threonine-tRNA ligase activity. Gene Ontology annotation, cellular component: cytoplasm; mitochondrion. The record is from RefSeq and is a predicted model, not a curated record. Gene Ontology annotation, biological process: threonyl-tRNA aminoacylation.